GCGAUGCGCAGGAGUCGCAUAAGAACGAAAGUCAACGAAAAUGAAGGAGUUAUUAGCUGUGAUAUCGUUGCUGGUGGCCGGGGCUGUGGCGGAGCCCCCAGCACCCUAUGCUCCCAGUGGCUGGAAGCCUGAUGGACCGGCCUUUAUCCUGCCACAGAGAGGCCAGAACCAGCAACCAGCACAAUACCUUCCACCGUCAGCGUCCUUGGACCCUCGUUAUCCCAACCCGAGCGUGGAGUAUGGAAAUCCUCAACAAGAAGAAGAUGUCUCAGUUCAGGGUCUACCACCUCAAAGGGAGGAAGUGCCUUUCUUCCAAAGGUCUCCUGUUAACGGAAAACAAAAUGUUGGACCUGGUUUCAACUCGGAUCUCCAGAAUUUGGAUCAAGGAUUGAAGCAGACACAGUUCCAGGAACAACAACAACGCUACCGUGAAUUCGAAAGGCAACAGCAAAAAGAUGCGCAAUUCAAUGCAGCCAACCGUCUGCCAAGACCACAAAUCCCCGCUCAAUUUGCUCCAAGAACCACCAGUACCACAGAACAGCCAACCACUGAGGCUUCCACUGAAGCAUCAACAACAGAACUGAAUCUGAACGAAGGAGAAACCCUGGAAUCUUCAGACAAAGAUGCUAAAGUAUCUGUAGAAGUAGCCAAACAGAAGAUACAAGAAUACCCUGGUGAAUUGUUCCUUAGUUCCUUAGCACAACUUCAAUUGCAGCCCCAAUUCGUUCCUUUCCAACAGUUUGGUCAGCUCAGAGCUCCAUUAAUCCUCCAACCGGUUCAAUCUCAAAAACAAGUCGCUGGUUUCGAUGCUCAAACACAUUUCGCGGCUUUGCCUUCAGUGUUAGCUCAGCAGCAAUUACAGCAGCAGAGAGUUGAGCAAGGUUACCAAAAUCCUGCUGUGUUCGUUGCUGAACAGCCUCAAGCUCAAAUUCAGCCAGUCACAGCUUACCAGCAGCCUCAAUUCCAAGCUGAGCCUGUUGCAGUCCAACCAGCUCAAGCAGUACAACCUCAGGGUUUCUACGGACAACCUAAUGUUGAACCUGUAGCUCAAUACCAACCUGCGAAUGCAUUCCCUCAACAGUUACAACCUGUUCCUCAGUUUUCUGCUCAGCCAGUAGUAUUGCAGCCUCAAGGUGCUAACCAGCUGCAACCAGCUCCUUUCCAACCUCAGCAACCAGCUUCGUUCCAACCUCAACAACCUGAUCAGUAUCAACCACAGACUGUUGAAUUCCAACCUCAACCAGCUCAGUUCCAGCCCCAACCAGCGCAAUUCCAGCCUCAGGCAGCGCAAUUCCAGCCUCAGCCAGCGCAAUUCCAGCCUCAGCCAGCUCAAUUUCAACCACAACCAGCCCAAUUUCAGCCACCGCUUGCCCAAUUUCAGCCACAGCCUGCCCAAUACCAACCUAGUCAGCCUCAACCGCAACCAGACCAAGAAAAUCAAGACGCUGAGAGUAACGACAACAACAGUUACCAACCACAACUAUACCAACAACCACUUCUUGUCCCUGCGAACCAAUACCAGUCUCAAUUCCAACCGCAACCAGGAUAUAUCCAAGCUCAACUCAUAAGCUACCCUGGGCAAGACGUGAGCCAAUUCCAGCAGCAGUUAUUCCAAGGGCAAUUGGAGCAACAGAACCAGUAUCCUCAAAGCCAGAGUCCAGAUGCUCUCCAGAGUGGUUUGGAUGUGAACCAGCAGGGAAAUGAUAUCGAGGAACCUCAGGAUCAAGAGGAAGAUCAGGAUGAAGGAAACAAGGCUACAGCCGUAGCCACAGCCUUUGGAACAAGAACUCAACCCCGUGUGCAAACUAAGUACGGCGCUCCAUUCCCCGUACCCCGAGUACAGGCGGCUCCAAGAACCGUGACCACAACUGAAUCUACCGCUGAGGAGGUGACAGAAGAUGGUCCUGUCGUCGCCCAAGCAGUAGCGAUCGCCGAUGGAACUAGAAAGAAGAGUGCCAAACUGAGGAGUCGUCGAGUUCGUCCAGUAUUCACCCUGGACCGUUCUGGACACUUAGUAUUGGCGCAAGGACAAUAAACUAAACGAAUUUUCAACGAAUAAGGGGGAGACAACUUUUCGAGGGCGAUUGUACCUAAAAUAGUCACUAGUGGCGCUGGUGUUGAAGACCGCCAAAAUUAAUUACCGAACUUGAUCCAAAAUGAUUGGAUCGAUCCACGGAUUAGACCAUGGAUGGAUCUAGUUUUUUGAUACAAACUACAUACACAAACAUAUGUUCAAUAUCAAUAUCACUGUUUCUUAAUUUUUUUGUAAAAAACAGUGAUAUUGAUUGUAUUGAUGACAUUAAAACCGAUAGCAGCGCCACUGCUGACCAUAAAAAAAAGGUUUUCAUUAACCAAAAAUACUUUUUUUAAUAGAAUUUGAAGAUUUUUUUUAAAACCUAGUGAUUCACUUAUUGUACCGCUAUAGGGCUCACCUGAUGGUCAUAUUCUAUUUAAAUGUAAGAAAGUCAGUGGUAUUACCUUUAAAGAUCUAUUUAUAGACCAGUAGACGAACCUAUUCUGUCUUACUUUCUUUGUUUAAAUAUAAAAACAGUAAUAACUUGGUUCAUAUCAUUAAGAUGAUGUACUAAAGAAUCUACAGUUAUCAGUAAAAUAAUGAAAUCUGUAAAUCCAUCUGAUUGAUAAAUAAAUACAAAUAUUGUUGGGAAUGUUUACC
Messenger RNA from Spodoptera litura, 2674 nucleotides. RefSeq lists its product as uncharacterized. The record is from RefSeq and is a predicted model, not a curated record. Lineage: Eukaryota; Metazoa; Arthropoda; Insecta; Lepidoptera; Noctuidae.